GUCCAGAUCGAUACUGUGAAGAGGGAGAAAAGCUGCCAAGAUCGGAGAGAAGCUUGCAUAGCACAGUGGGAGAGUGGUAGUCAUUGGUCGAGGAGACCUUUAAGCGAGAAAGAGGAAGAACGUCGGUCCGAGGAGAAAUCUAGAGAAGCAAACUUCGAGGAAUCAGAGUUUGUGGUUUCGAGGUUGCAGCAAAUCAAAGUCUGAAGCACAGGGAAGCAGAACCUUAGCAAAGAAAAACUCGGGUUUGAAAGGGACUGGACGGAGGAAGAGCUUCGAAGCUGGCGACGUGCUCUGGGUUCGGAACCCUCUUUCGGCUAUAUAGGGAAAUUUGAAAAGCAGGAAGAGGGAGAGAGUGCGGACUUUGGGUUUGCGAGAGGAAAAAUCUGAAAACAAAGGGGAUUGGGGAGGGAGAGAAGUGAGAGAGCGAACGGGGAGGGAGAAGGGAGGAGUAAGCGGAAAGGAGUUUGAAAAGGAGUGAAAUUAGAGGGUGAUUUGGGGAGAGCAAGCCGAGGAAGAUAAAAAGAGAGGGAGAGAAAUUCGUGUGUGGGGAAAGCUAGGGCCUCGGGUUAGAGAAACUGAGGGAGAUUGAAGAGUGGAAAAAGCAGAAAGAAGGACACCUGGCUUCGUGGUGAUUUGCAGAAAAAGGAAGUUGAAAUGAGCUCGGCAACAUCCAAAAAGAAGGGAACUCCUCAGAUUGUUACAUUGGAUAAAGCAUUGAAACUGGCUGAACAAUGGGUUAAUAGCAUGACUUCUGCAGAGGAUGAACCUACGAGUGUAGAAUCAGAGGGCAGACCUCCAAGGCUUGGACUAGGUGCAAAAGUAUCACGUCAAUUCAAAUUCCGUCCUUCAAAUGAUCCAGUUGAAAGGAAAUUACAUGCCAAGUUGGAUUCUAGGAAAAGAAAGGCUGCCAAAUAUACAGAGGAGUCCAGCCCAGCAGCUAGAGACGAAUGCCUUGACGAUGAUGUUGAUGAGGAGGAUUUGGAAAGCAGAAGUAGUGUGUUUGCCAAGAGGAGAGCAGAUCGUAAGGCUUCAUCUUUACAAACAAACAAUAAACAGAAGAAGUAGUAACUUCUAGCCUUUUGAUUGUAAACAUCCUUAUUAUUUUCUUCAUGUAAACCUGAUAGGUUUCCAUUUUCAGGCAACAGAGAAAUACCCUUUUUUGUCUACUUCGCGCUUUACGUUCAAUAAAUAUGGUAGUGAAUGAAUA
Molecule: messenger RNA, 1207 nt
Organism: Carica papaya (papaya)
Lineage: Eukaryota; Viridiplantae; Streptophyta; Magnoliopsida; Brassicales; Caricaceae
Product: pre-mRNA-splicing factor CWC22-like protein (DUF3245)
Source: RefSeq, a predicted model, not a curated record